This is a messenger RNA of Perca fluviatilis (European perch), 1570 nucleotides long. RefSeq names its product ankyrin repeat domain-containing protein 10-like. The record is from RefSeq and is a predicted model, not a curated record. NCBI's taxonomy places the organism in Eukaryota, Metazoa, Chordata, Actinopteri, Perciformes, Percidae. The transcript has 6 exons. The coding region runs from base 29 to 1189 and encodes 386 amino acids. Gene Ontology annotation, molecular function: protein binding.
UUCUCUCUGCCACUUUCGUAAUCCACUAAUGUCUGAGGGACUAGAACCCGACUUCUCCAGUGAUGAGGUGUUUAACAGCCGGUUUCCCAUCCACCGCGCCUGUCGGGAUGGAGAUGUUGGAGCUUUGGUCUCACUGUUACAGCAGCUCUCAAACCAGGCUCAUCUGACUGCUGAGGACUCGUGCUACGGAUGGACCCCUAUACACUGGGCUGCUCACUAUGGGCAGUUGGAGUGUGUGGUGCGCCUGGUGCAGAUGGGUUGUGAGGUGAACACAGUGACCAGCCGCUUCAACCAGACACCCACACACACUGCAGCGUUUGGAGGACAUCCUCACUGUGUGGUCUGGCUGACUCAGGCUGGAGCCGACGUCAACAUGCAGGAUUUUGUAGGUGAGGCUCCCAUCCACAAGGCGGCUCGUUCAGGUAGCUUGGAGUGUAUCCAGGUCCUGUUGAUAGCAGGUGCUAAGCCACAUUUAAGGAAUGCCAGUGGGCAGACAGCAGCGGACCUGGCCCACGCUCACGGCUUCCUCGACUGUUUCUGCCUCAUCUCCAAAACCAAGAAGCACCUGCUGCAGCUCAGUGGACUCCAUGGGAAUGGAGUACAGAAUGGAGACAGCGCCCCAUGUGGUCAGGGCCUGCUCAGCAGAAAGAGGCUGCUGACCGCGGCGGACACUGGUCACAUGAAGAAAGCCAGGGGAGCUGAUACAGAUGUUUUGGUACAGAUGCAGGGCAGUGGAGGUGAGGAGCUGGAGAGCAUGAACAUGGAGUCUGCACAGGAGCUCAACUCAGCAGGUGACGACACCGAAGCCACCACCAAUGGCCAUUGUCACGCACUGCCUUAUGCCGACCAGGAUGGCCGCGAGCCCCCCAAAAGCAUCUCCUCACCGCCUUCCGCUCCAGCCAAUCAGCGGCCCGCAGCGGCAGCAGUGCCUGCUCAGCACGCUGACAUGUGUGGCUCCCUGCAUCUGAGCGGCAGUCCCAGCAGCUGUGUGUCCCAUCGCCCGCCCCGGCGGGGGCUGAUAGGAGCAGACUGCGGGGACUUCCUGCAUUACGGACACUACCACGGCUUCGGAGACACCGCGGAGGAGCUGAGCGACAGCAGCUGCCUCGACUACAGCAGCAGCAUCCGGGCCGAGCACAGAUACAAGCAGGCCGUGGCCAGCACCAUCCACCUCUACCACGACUCCUAAAGGACACGCGUCGCAGAGGAUUGCCUUUCACAGCCAGCCUCCUGGAAACAGGGAAGCACUGCUCUUUUAUAUGCCUUCUCUUAACAUUUGCAUUAAAGAACAGUCUCACAUUUUGGGGAAUCAUUAAUUUGCUGCCAAACGCAGAGUCACUACUGCUACAGCCAUCCAGGACAUGUUGAACCUCGUUUGAUGAAAAUAUUCCGAACUCAAAGUUCACUCGCUGGCCUUUUCAACUGCAUCUCAUGGUCUUCAUCAGUGGAUGGAGCUUGCUGGAGGAAGAUCAGAUCAGGAAGAUCAGGACAGCAUUCACAUCUAUAAUCUUUGAACAGAGACAGGGCUUACGAUCACACUCCCCACCCCAUAUUGGAAAGCCUAUCUUCA